CCGGGCAGCACCAGAGGCGGCGCGCAGGGCUGGUGGAGCCUCACUCUUUCAGAACCUUGUCUGGACUGCCGGGAGAGGCGGUGAGGCGAGGCGAGCUGAAGCCGGAGCCCGGGCCUUGGAAUAGUAGAGGGCCGGGGGAGGCGGUGGACUGGAGCGCAGACAGCGCUUGGACCCUGGCCGUGUGCGUGCCCUCCUGGCCAUUCCGCAUAAAUGUCAAAAGUAUUCCCUGUGAAGCAUAAGGAUCCCUGACUGUGGAAGUGCCUCACAAGAACCAUUAACUAUAAAGUGAGGCAAAGUAUGAAAGAACCAUCUGAUUGAGUUUACAAUUGGAAGACCACCAUAUCCACCAGAAGACCCAGGAUGGAUCUGCACCAAAGCACCACCAUCACUUUCCUUGAGAAAUGGUAUUCAGAUAAAUCAUCAUCUGGCUGCAGGAAACAUUAUAAUGUCAGGAAAAAACUGAAGUUAAUUCGAAUCUUAGGCCUUUUCAUGGGCCUGGUAGCCAUCAGCACUGUCCCAUUUUCAAUCAGUGCCUUUUCUGAGACAGAGCCAGAGAGUACAGGAGAGGCCAGUGGUGCAAAUGGCCCUAGGGUAGCGCAUGGUUACCUUCAGAGAACACUCUUAGAUUUGAAUGACAAGAUUCAGGAUUAUACUCCACAGCCACCUCCUUCUCAGGAAGGCAAAUCUGAAAACAGCACAAAUCAUGACCAAGGAAACUACCCAAGAGAUAUCUUCUCCCUUGAGGAGCGAAGAAAAGGUGCCAUUGUUCUCCAUAUCAUUGGCAUGAUCUACAUGUUCAUAGCCUUAGCCAUUGUCUGCGAUGAGUUCUUUGUUCCUUCUCUGACUGUCAUCACUGAAAAACUGGGCAUCUCUGAUGAUGUUGCUGGAGCCACCUUUAUGGCUGCAGGGGGCUCAGCCCCAGAACUUUUCACAUCUCUCAUAGGAGUGUUUAUUGCCCAUAGCAAUGUGGGCAUAGGCACCAUUGUGGGCUCAGCGGUGUUCAAUAUACUCUUUGUUAUUGGCAUGUGUGCUCUGUUUUCUAGAGAAAUCUUGAACCUGACAUGGUGGCCACUCUUUCGGGAUGUGUCCUUCUACAUAAUUGACUUGAUCAUGCUGAUCAUAUUUUUCCUCGAUAAUGUCAUCAUGUGGUGGGAAAGCUUGCUUCUCUUAACAGCUUACUUUGCCUAUGUGGUUUUCAUGAAAUUCAACGUCCAAGUAGAAAGAUGGGUGAAGCAAAUGAUAAAUCGCAAUAAAGUCGUCAAGGUGACAGCACCAGCGGCCCAAGCAAAGUCAUCUACAGCCAGGGACAAGGAUGAACCGACACUACCGACCAAGCCACGUCUCCAGCGAGGUGGAAGCUCUGCGUCUCUCCACAACAGCCUCAUGAGGAACAGCAUCUUCCAGCUCAUGAUACACACUCUCGACCCGCUCGCUGAAGAACUUGGAUCAUAUGGAAAACUAAAAUAUUAUGACACAAUGACUGAAGAAGGGAGGUUCAGAGAAAAGGCCUCAAUUCUCCACAAGAUUGCCAAGAAGAAAUGCCAGGUGGAUGAGAAUGAGAGGCAGAACGGGGCUGCCAAUCAUGUGGAAAAAAUCGAGCUCCCAAACAGCACCAGCACAGAAGUUGAAAUGACGCCAUCCAGUGAAGCUUCAGAACCUGUGCAAAAUGGAAACCUCUCCCACAGCAUUGAGGCUGCAGAAACCCAGCAGCCCACAGAAUCAGGUGAUGAGGAGGAGGACCAGCCUCUCAGCCUGGCCUGGCCUUCCAACCCUCGCAAGCAAGUCACCUUCCUCAUUGUUCUCCCCAUAGUGUUUCCUCUUUGGAUGACCUUACCUGACGUCCGCAAACCUUCAGCAAGAAAGUUUUUUCCCAUCACGUUCUUCGGCGCCAUCACCUGGAUCGCAGUAUUCUCUUACUUAAUGGUCUGGUGGGCACAUCAGGUUGGAGAGACAAUUGGCAUUAGUGAGGAGAUUAUGGGUCUGACCAUCUUGGCUGCUGGGACCUCCAUCCCUGAUCUUAUCACCAGUGUCAUAGUGGCCCGAAAGGGGCUUGGGGACAUGGCUGUAUCCAGCUCUGUUGGAAGCAAUAUUUUUGACAUCACCGUAGGGCUCCCACUGCCCUGGCUCCUGUACACCAUCAUUCAGAGGUUCCAGCCCGUGGCGGUCAGCAGCAACGGCCUCUUCUGUGCCAUCGUCCUCCUCUUCAUCAUGCUGCUCUUCGUCAUCCUCUCCAUUGCCCUCUGCAAAUGGCGGAUGAACAAAGUGCUGGGCUUCAUCAUGUUCGGCCUCUACUUCGUAUUCCUUGUGAUCAGCGUCCUCCUGGAAGACAGAAUUCUUGUGUGCCCGGUCUCCAUCUAGCAUGAAAAGCCAUAUCUUGAUGAUACCUCCCCGCUCUGGGUUCUAGGCUCCUUGACAUCUUGAGGAGAGGCAGCUGGCACACAGCGCCAGGCAUGUGGAGUGUCCGUCCUUGGCGGACGUGAGGAGGAGUGGACUCCCAAUGGGCCUGCUCACUUCACAGGUUGCAUCCACCCUGGCCCACUGGAAUGGCUCCGCUCAAGAGACAGGGAACUGUCCAUCUGAGGUGUCUCACCACUCACUACUGACAGGUACUCCUUGCGGGUGGGAGGUACAUUUGUUGUAAUGAAGCAAACAAUACAGAGGCUGUGUAUAUACAUAUGAAGUAUACAUAUUAUACAUAGUUGCACAUGAACACCCCCUGCCUGUUCCUGUACUAUACCCCUCCUUCCAUGUCUAUAGAGUAAUACAGACCUGUAUACAAAUACAAAGAAAGAAACAUUAUAUACAUAAAAUUAUAUAUAUAUAAAUACAAAUGCAUCUUUUCAGGGAUAGCUCUAGCAUAUUUAUAAUACCUAUUUGAAGAGGGGCAUCAAGCUUCUGCCUGAGCUUUACCUCUUAAGUGCAAGAGGUAAACUAAUGGAAUCAUUGCUGUGACCUUCAGCCUACCUUGGACUUAGUGGGAUCCUGCCUGGUAAGGUGGGUGUUUUAGGGAAAUAGGUUUGGGGAGAGAGGGCUGAGUGGAGAGGGUCUGUAGGGCCCUGAGCUGAGCCCUCUGAAGCAUUUCCACAUGCCAAACAGGGAAGACUCUCUGCCCAUCCCCACUGGGGUACACUCACCAAACCCCUAGGGUUACUUGGGUUAGACAGAGGUAAAACCCAGACUGGGUCAAUACUGGUUUGGGGGCAAAAGGAAGGUAACCAGGGUUAGGUUUAUUUGGAGUUUUUAUGAAUGUAUAUAUUGCCCCAGCAUGCAAGUAGAAACUGUGACUGCAAACCAAAUUAGCACUCUUCUAGGACAGCGAGACUAUGUAAACUGAACCAAUAUCGUUCCAAUGCAUGUCUCAUUAUCAUCAACAGAAGGGAGGAAGUUUAGCUGUGAUUGUCAUUUAGACAUAUUUUGAUGCCAAGGGCUCACAUAUAAUCAAAAUGCUGCCAAAAGAGCCUGGACAUAUAACAAGAAACUCCAUUCAGUAGAGAUGCUUAGUGAGACUUGCCACCUAAUGGGAAUGUUAACGGCAUAGUUCUACAAAGCAUCUUCCAGUGUGGUCAUAAGGGGCUUCAGUGUCUGAAGAAAUCAUUAUCCUUAAAUAGAACUAAACUGACUCCAAUCAAUACUGCAUGAGCUGAGGCAGCUUUGAGAUGUUUGGAAAGGCAUUUGUACACCAGGAAGGUUUCUGAGUCCUAUGUCUAGUGAUGCCAAGACCAGGGUGUAGUUCAAGUUCAUGCAACAACUGUGUCUCUCCUGCCAUCAGGAACCCAUCUGGGACUCUUUCUAGCUUACACACUACACUGAAAACUAUACUCAACAGCUUUUUCACGAUAGCUUCAAGCCAGUCACUCCAAGGUUUUUAUUUUCUGACUUUGCUCAGCCUUCAUGGGAUAUUUUCAUUCCAUUCAUUCAGUGCCCCCAGGUUCUGUUUGAUUGACACCUGUUUGAUUUCUUAGAUCUAUGUGAAUAGAAAAUAAAACCAGCAUGGGAAAAAACAGACAAACUAAGCUGAUGAAAAAAAUACAUAGUCUUUUAUUUCCCCAAGUUACUCUUUCCCUAAAAUUAGUUGAAAAAGUAGAGGAUGGCUCAUUGUGCGGUACUCAUCCUAUGUCAAAGUUGGCACACACCACAUAUGGGGAUCUAUACCAUGUGUGUUCUUGUCACUGGUUUAUUGUUUCACUGACGCUGCUAUGACUGUUGAGAGCACAUACCCCCUAACAGAGGGAUACAGGAUGCAGGACUCACAGCUGAGAAAAAGAGGAAGGGACACCUGACAGCCCCAAAUCAAGCUCAUUAUUUCUUCCACAAAACCUCAGCUCACUCCACAGAGCAUGACAGUAGUAGUCAGUGCCCAUAUUGCUCUUCGCCCACAAGAAAAAAGCACUUCUCAGUGGAAGCCCACUGGGGAAGGAGGAAGUCAAAGUGGCACCCCAGGAGGCUGGUUUGCAAGCAAGUCUCUCCAACUUUGCAGUCUGGUGUUCAGUUGUGUGAGAGAAACUGGCAUCUCAUUCAGGAAGGGCAAAAUUUUGUAUUGAGACAAGAAUUUGUGCCAGUUCAUUGGAGUGAAGGAGAAUGAAUAAGUGAACUUUCAGUUGAAAAUUCUGCUUGUUUUUGCUGUGCAUGAGUUGGAGGGGAGCAGAGUUGGUUAUUGCAUGAAUAUAUAUUAUUGACUGGUUUGUUAUUUGAAAGAAGGUUUGAAUAGGUGAUUUGGACUCCACUACAGACAGACUGUGAAACCAGAAAGGACGAGGGAGGUCUGGUGCAGCCCCAUUCUUCCUCCAGCUCUUCCUGAUGUGCCCCUUGCCUCCUCACUUUUUCCCAUGAAUUCCCAGAUCACAGCAGAAACUCAUCCAAGCAGCCAUGGAGCUUUCUGCUUGCCUGAGAACUCCAUUUCGUAGGGAGUAUUGUGGUCAUUACCAAAAAUUUGUACUUGAGAAGACAAUAUUUCAAGGCCCAGUUCCCACCUCAAUGAUGUGCACUGAGCGUGACAUGAGGUCCAAUUGCAAUGUCCCCCGCCGGCUGGCACACAGGCACCUUCUCCCUCCCAUUGCUUGCCCUCACUGUCUCUGCACUAUGUGUCUGUGAGACCAUGUGUUGGGCUAGGAUAAAUCCAGAGAGAGGGGUCUGGGAUACAAUAGUAGAUCUUUAAAAGCAUUAAGAUCAUUAACAAAAAAAAACUUUCUGCAUCGUAGUUUCUUUCCUAAGCAGCUCAUCUCUAGUGCCCUUUCUGCAUGCCUCUGUGUGUGUGUGUGUGUGUGUGUGUGUGUGUGUGUAGCUUUAUACCAGAUCUAUAUGUACCUACACAAAAUUACCUAUAUCAUCACCCUCUGACCCAAUCACAUUCAGGACUCAAAAGCAGGAAGCAUCAAGUUUGCCUUAGUGAAGGAAAAGGAGUCAUGCUCACCAACAACCGAAAGGAACAUUCCUCCCUGGCCUCAUAGGGUUUGUUGUGUGCACAUGCACUUACCAACAUACACGUAUGUACCCACUUCAUGUAUUUUCCCACCCUGUGAAAAUAGAUUAACAGCCUUACAGAAAUGGCCAUAUCCCUAAUGCUAGAUAGAGAAGUAAAAAAAUACACAACAGUAAAGUAUAGGAGGAAAAAUUUGGACUGCAGAUAAUCUCUUCCCUUCCCUGGAGCAGGGUAUAAAAUAUUAUCAAAAAUUCAAGAGCCAACUUCUUACUGCUCAAUCUAAAAUAAAUAAGCUACACCCAACUGGUUCCAUUUACCCACAGUGAACCAAGCAGGUCUUGCUUGCUGUCACUUCCCCUGUCGCCCUAGGCAGCCUCAGGACAGGGGAAAUGACCAAACAGCACCUUCUCAGUUGCAUCUGGAAUGCCCCUGCUAUGUGCAGCUGUCCUCUGAACCUGCCUAGCUUCUGAAGAACUGGAGCUGCAGGUCAAAGGCAUUUAUGCACCCUUCCAGGCAGGACAGAGCAGGGAAGCACAAUACAUGUGCAGGGAAUAAGAGGUAGGGUUGUUUAUCAAUUUGUCAGAUGCAGGAGGAUAUCCUAAAGCCUUUUCACAAGAUUAUGAAAAGAGUCAGGGACUGUUUUAUAUUUGGGAGAAAUGCUUCGUAAGGCUUCUAACAGGUAUCACUUCACAAGGGCCAUUAUUAUUUACUUUCUAGGGAAGACAGGAAUCAGGUGGUUUGGAGCCUCUUCAGCAAAACACAGCUGUCUUGCUGAUGAGGCAUUUGAUAAUAUUAAUGUACAUCCAUUCCUGGGAAGGGAGGGGGUUGGCAAACUAUCCACCAUUGCACACAGCCCUUAAACUGUCUCUUCUGUAACAGGAAGAUAGGAGAUGAGCUCUGAAGGGAAGCCCCCCUCCCACACCAGCUUCACAGAAAGCUGACCAAGGAAAUGACAACAGAUAGACCUGCUGGUCAGGCAGACAGUGAGGGGAAAUAGGACCUCUGUUAAGUGUUCUGCUGAAGUUACUACCUUGGAAUAUCUGAAAUGGUUCUGAUGACCUAAAAGACAAGCAUUUCAAAAAAAACUUCAGUAUGCUUUCUUCCUUGUAUCUACACACACACACACACACACACACACACACACACACACAAGAUUAUGAGGAUGCCAUACUUCCUUGCCCCUGGGCAGAUGGUUACUCUGUUAAUUAAGUGGCCAUAUUAUAAAAGGCAGCUCUGUUCUAAAAGAAAUAAAGGGAAAACAUUCUCAGGGUGAUUUCUGGAGAAAUCAACUAUUCCUGAAAGCUCAUUCUAGAAGCGAAUGCUUCUUGCUCCUUCUUGCUAGGCCAGAUCUCACAUAAACACCUGGCUUAAUAUUUUCAAGAGACACACCCUCAACUCUAAUAGCUUCCUCAGCUAUGUUGUCUUCAAUCAGGGCUUGUCAUUAAGAGAGAGUUCAUGGGGAGAAAAAAUAAGGAAAGGAAAGAAAGGAGAAAUUAUUUCCUUUUACUGGGAUUCCCAAGAAAGCCAGUGUCACAAUGAUAUAGAUCCCCAUGUAGUUUCAAAUAAUUACAAAAUUCAUACUUUUAUUUAACGAGUUAGAAAAGACUGGUUAAAAAAAACUAUCUUAACUAUGUUCAAACAUGUAAGAGAAUGCACCGCAUCCAGUUAUCUAAACUGAAGCACUUUCACUGAACUUUGUAUGUAGGUCUAUGUCCCAGACAAAAAAUAUUUUUCCCUUCUCCAGAAGGCCUUGGGAAAGAUAGAUAAUGUGCCCCUGGUUCACUGUCUAUUUGGCUUUAGCUUCUUGCCUCACUCAGUAUCUUUCUGUUUCUUUUUCAAUCUCACAGCUUCACAUUAUUUGAAAUGUAGAGCAGACAAGAAAAGCAAUAAAGGUCACACUCAUAGCCAGCUAAACUUCACUAUUUAAUGUUAUGUCAUCAUGGUAUUUCUUUCACUUCACUGGGCUGUGGCAAAUGGAGAAUUUGGGCAUCUGUAGAAGUCACAUGCACACCUGUGUUUGCUAUGGAAGUGACUCAUGCUUUCCACUGAGACCCCCUUAAUGUGUGCACUGUCAUUCUACAUGCCUCCCUACACACAGGGCAUCGGUCUUGCUCAGCACCACCUGCAUUCCACAGUGGUCUUUAACCCGACCAAUGACAACUUUCUUUCAAGAGAGAAAGAGCUAGGCAGGACAAACCAGUCCACAAGUUGGCCAGUUUUUUAGGGACAAAAAUGACCCUGUCAUUAUGACUGGAUAGACAACUAUGUUGAAACAUGUAAUAGACUGUGCAGCAUCAAAUUAUGUAAACCGAAGUACUUCCGCUAAAUGAUUGAUGAGCAGACUGGAGCACUGUAAGUAAUUUUUAAAAAACAGAUAAAUAUCUAAGUCUGAUAGAGAGUCCUGGGAUUUGCAUGGAGUUUGCUAAAGGUUUGAUUCUGCUAAGGUUGUGCAACUGAUUGCCCUAAUCUAAAGGAGAACCCUUUGGUGGGAGAGGGGCCCUAGCACAGAUGUUUCUGCUGUAACCUGGUUCCUUCCACUACUAACACUAACAACCAUCAGCAUCAAAAAGGUCUCCUUCCGGUCUUGAAGGGCUUGAAAACAAGCCCUUCAUGUUGAUGACUUAACCUAUUUUUUUUUUCUUUUCGGCAGAAAAGAACUGCAUCUGGCCACUCUUUCCUGUUUACCCUGAUGCAGUUAGGAGUCAUCACUGUGUGACUCUUUAUUCAUCAAAAGUAUCUUUAGAUUUUUAUUUCUGUGUCAUUUUUUCCUAACCUUCUUAAUAAUUUUUACAGUUUCUACUAAGCCUUUUUAAAUGCUUUAUGUCUCUCUUAAAUUAUGGAACCCUAUCACUAAUCAUGACACAAGUAUAAUGUCCUGAACACGGCUGAACUACAGCCUCAAACCUAACACUGCUCCCUGUGCCUGCACCGCUCUGCUGCCCUUACCUUUUAGGAAGUCACCCUUCAUUGCUAAUUCACACUAAUCUUGCAUUCCCUAUGAUUCCUGUAUCUUUCUUCAAAGGCAUUUGGAUGAAACCAGUGCCUUUCUCAGUUGGCCCCAAUGCAUUUAAAUAGGUCUUACCUACUAUGAACCACUUGGCUUUAUAAAAUCUCAGCCUGUUUAUUUCUAACCCCACACCCAAUUUUCAAGUCCAGGUUGGACCCAGUGCUUACUCCUCUUCAAGGUUCUCACCACCAACAUCCCCCGUUUACUUGCACUUGGCCAGUUUAAUGAGCAUUUCUCCAUCUCAUGAAUGUGAAUAUUAAAAAAUGCUAGACUACUGCCCCUGGCAUCUUAUAUUUUGUGUAAUUGACUAGUUCUUGGAGGGUGGGAGAAUCACUCCUAAUUGCUACUACACUGAACAGAAUUCACAGUCAUGAGACAGCAGAGUUGCAGAAAUACCCUAGGUGCACCAACAGGCAUUUAUCUGCCGGUGAAAAGUAUGAACGCUGGGUGCAGCGUUAUCAUAAGGCCCUGGGGAGGUCAAGCUCACAAAGUACUCAGAAUGGGGGAGGCACCCCUGGAGAUCCUUCAGAAACUCUGGACCUGCACUCACCUGCCUUGAUUUACCAAAGGGAAUUUGUAUUUUUACUUUAAAUAGGAAACAGGGGAAAUGGUUGGACCUCGUCUUAUUGCUCAAUAUUGCAGUGCAUUUACUUCCUUGUGUGAAAGAUUGGAUGGGAAUUGUGAUGUUGUUGAUUGAUGUCCUGGCCCAAGAAAGUGGGCUGUAGUUCACCAAAAGGAUGGGAAUUUGCUCCUGCAUUCUCACACACUGCGUUGCCUAUUCCUUUAUAAGGAAUCUGUAUGUAAGUAACAAAGGCCUUGAGACUGACAGUGUUCUAAAACACUCACCUAACCAAAAGAGAAUAUUUUUAAAAUCAGGGCACACACACAAAGGAGAAUGAAUGAAGUCUGGAUCCUGAAUAAAGUUGUUCUAAGGAAAAAAUUACAUGCAUGAAUUAAGAGUAGAUAAUUCCUUGACAUUUAAUUAAACAAAUCUUCAAUUCUUCUCAUCAGGAUAAAACUGAAGGACAAUGGAUGCCUUUUUGUUUUUUUUUAAUUUUUAAUGUUGCACUUUAUAGUAAUUCAUAACAGACAAUUGUCUUAAUUAAAGCCAUAAAAUACCAAUAAUGCACAUAUUCAGGGCUUCUGAAUAUAGCCAGUCAAUAAGCAGUCCAUGAGUCAUUCCUGUUUUGUAUUGUUUGUUGUAAAAUUGAAGUUUAUCUGUUCUAUUUUUUACUGCAUUAUAUUAUUGUCCUAGACAAUCCUAAUCUACAUAAAUUUUAGAUGUGCAGUUUAACAAAACUCUGAAGAUCAAAGAAAUUAUUUCACAAAAGCGUUCUUCAUUUUCAAAAUAGCUUGUUACACAGAUCCUUUAGCUAGCAAGUUUUGAUACUAUAUUGAAAAUCUCCCUUUUUUAAAAUGAUAGAUUUAUUACUUUUCAGAAAUCCAUUUGUUAUGUAAAGUAAGGUCUAUCCACAGGGACAGUGAAAUGGAUAAUUAGCAAUAUAUGCCUGGGAAAUUUGUUUCAGUUUUUAUACAAAUAUAGUAUGAUUCUAAGAAGCUCCCUUAUAAAAAUGGCAAAAAGAGAGACAUAACUUACCAAUAAUGUUUUAUGCCUAAAUUUUAAAAACCUUCCAUGGGAAGGUAGAUAAAACUGCAGACUUCAUCAUGCAUUGGGGAGUUUUCCCUUUCUGCUAAAAUACACGAUUUCUGACCUAGUAUGAUGUAUACACAGAUGUCUGCGCAACUAAAAAUUCUGGUGUUUCCCUUUAUCACGACUGUUCAUUUACUUUGAGUGAAAGUUAAAAAAAUGACUAAAGGCCAAGUAAUAACCUAGAAAUAUUCACCGCAACUGGGUAACUAAAUUACUGAUUUAGCAUAAAUGCAUAUAUUAAAUUGGAUGACCCCAAAAUUUUUCUGCAUAAAUGUCCAUCUGCCCUAAAGAAAGAGUGCCUGGACCCGGAGCCAAUGUUGUUCCUCUCAGGGCUGUUUGUGGUCUGAAGAGUUUCUCCACAGGGCGAGACACCCUUUUUGGAAGUGGGAUCCUCUGUUGGUAUAUUGCCCUGUCAAACCCUGCGUAGAAGUCCAUACUUGUGCCCUACGGCCAGCCUGGAUGUUUCUAGCUUGAGUUUGAAAAACUUCAAAAGCAACAGGUUCCAACUCAAAGCAAUGUGCAUCCUCAAAGAGCCAUCAAAACUAAGAGCAAAAGCUGCCUUCCUGGUAUCAUGAAGUUGCUGCUAGCACUAAAAAUAAAUAAAUUGAACUUGUGUUGUUUGCACAUUUUUAAAACUGACAUGUUGACAUUGGCCCCCACAUAGACAUUUGCCCUAAAACAUCUCAACUGCUUUUUGGGUAAGUUACACUAAAAUUAUCAGAAAGCCAUUUUUGUAAAGGAUCUUUUUAGGGAUAGAUGUCAUCUUAUGCUUCUCUAGUUUGCCUCCAUUUUCAAGAAGCGUUUGAGCCCCUGUCUUUAUCCCUACAAGAAUCCAGUUGAUGUAAUUCCAAAUUAUUUUUGUCAUUUUAUGUGUGUUUUGUUUAUUAUGAGCCAUUUUCACUGGACAAUGAGAUGGAUGGAAAGUUUGCGUCAGUUUAUUCUCUGUGAAUAUGUCUGUACAUAGACUGAAUGCUAUAUUUAUUUGUACAAACGCUGUUUGGAAUAACAUGUUUCUGUCACAUGGGCUUCGCUCUGAUAAAGGGAAUUUCUUUAUUGUGUUCAUGUUACACUUUCCACACCUUUGUCCUUCUACUACUGGUAAUCAACUCAUAGAAUAUCACUCUAUGUAACUAAGUCUCCUCUGUGUGAAAUAUAAUAGUAAUAAAAUUGACUCAAA
Molecule: messenger RNA, 11254 nt
Organism: Phyllostomus discolor (pale spear-nosed bat)
Lineage: Eukaryota; Metazoa; Chordata; Mammalia; Chiroptera; Phyllostomidae
Gene: SLC24A2
Product: solute carrier family 24 member 2
Exons: 11
Coding region: 361-2358 (665 amino acids)
Biological process (GO): calcium ion transmembrane transport; intracellular calcium ion homeostasis; long-term synaptic potentiation
Cellular component (GO): membrane
Molecular function (GO): calcium, potassium:sodium antiporter activity; calcium channel activity
Source: RefSeq, a predicted model, not a curated record